Molecule: messenger RNA, 1536 nt
Organism: Abrus precatorius (Indian licorice)
Lineage: Eukaryota; Viridiplantae; Streptophyta; Magnoliopsida; Fabales; Fabaceae
Product: methionine aminotransferase-like
Exons: 9
Coding region: 35-1360 (441 amino acids)
Biological process (GO): biosynthetic process
Cellular component (GO): cytoplasm
Molecular function (GO): pyridoxal phosphate binding; L-kynurenine:2-oxoglutarate transaminase activity
Source: RefSeq, a predicted model, not a curated record
UUCUGAUUAACAUUAACAUUUUGCUUAAAAGAUUAUGGCAACACUUAACAGUGUAUUAUCUACUUUUGCAGACAGCGACGUGGAGUCAAGGAUAAGGCAUGAAAGAAGGAAGGAAGAAAGAAAAACAGAGAAAACAAUGGAAGAAAAGUUGUCAGGUGCAGCAAAGAAGCUUACCUCGUCACCCAUUCAAGAACUCUCCCAGCUUGCUCAGAGAUCCAACGCCAUCAACCUCGCCGAGGGCUUCCCCGAUUUCCCUGCCCCUCUCCACAUAAAAAACGCUGCCGUUUCCGCAAUCAAUUCCGAUUUCAACCAGUACAGAUUUUGUAAUUGGAGGCACGUGCAAGGUAUGUGUGAUCACUUGACCAAGAUGGUGAAGGACAUGCAUGGCUUAGACAUCGAUCCUCUCACUGACAUAGCUAUUUGCUGUGGUCAAACUGAGGCAUUUGCAGCUGCAAUAUUUGCAACAAUUGACCCGGGUGAUGAAGUCAUAUUGUUUGACCCUUCGUAUGAAACAUAUGAAGGAUGUGUUACCAUGGCUAGGGGAGUCCCUAUUCAUGUGCCGCUUGACCCGCCUCAAUGGACCCUGGAUCCAAGCAAAUUACUGAGAUCAUUUAGUGAGAGAACUAAAGCCGUAAUACUUAACAGUCCUCACAAUCCAACUGGCAAAGUUUUCACAAAAGAGGAACUUGAGAUUAUUGCUGGAGCAUGCUGCAGCCAUAAUUGCUUGGCUAUAACAGAUGAAGUAUAUGAGCAUAUAACAUAUGACAACUUAAAACAUAUAUCCCUUGCCUCAUUUCCUGGAAUGCAAGAGCGGACUAUUAUGACAUCUUCUUUGUCUAAAUCAUUUAGUGUCACAGGUUGGAGGGUUGGAUGGGCAAUCGCACCAGCUUUUCUUGCAUCUGCUAUCAGGAAUAUUCACGUAAUAGUUACAGACUCUGCUCCAGCACCUUUUCAGGAAGCUGCCCUGACUGCUUUGAGGAGCCCCCCUGAAUACUUUGAAUCGCUGAGAAGAGAUUAUCAAUCAAAAAGGGACUUUAUCAUCAAAUUGCUUGCAGGAGUAGGUUUUAAGAUACGGUUUAUACCUCAGGGUUCGUUCUUCUUAUUUGCUGAGCUUCCCGACAAUUACCCCCUUUCAGAUGUAGAAUUUAUUAAGAAACUAAUACUAGAAGCAGGGGUGGUGGCUGUUCCAGGACAAGGAUUUUUUCAUACAAACUUAACAUCGAAUGAAGUUUCUGACGUAAAUUGUUACCAGAAGAGAUACAUCAGGUUUGCGUUCUGCAAGAGUGAUGCAACCUUGACUGCUGUUGCAGAAAGACUAGGUAGGCUUUUGGAUGCUGCAGGGCAUCUUGUGCUACAUUAGAUUAGCUGAAAAUGGAUGACUGGAACAACUAAGAUUGAGGAUACCACAAUUUUGUUAGAAUAAAUAAAGCUUGUAUUACGGAUUCCUUCGAUCAAAGAUUGUGAAUUAAGCUAGUUUAUAUUUGAUUCAUUGGUCAACAAGAGAUAAAUAACCACGCAUUCCCUUUGUCCACCCCU